UCCAUCCGGUCAUCGCUGCUUUGCUGUCGCUAUGGGCUGCUCUUUGCUCCCUCUUUUCGUCGCUGUGCUGGCAGCCCGGUUUGUUGUCGCAGACCCGGAGGAACACGGUCCUGUCGACGGAGCUCCGCCUUCAAAGAUAGCUGUGGUUGGGGCAGGGAUAGGAGGCAGCGCCACUGCCCACUUCCUGCGUCAGCACUUUGGCCCAGAGGUCCAGGUGGACGUGUUUGAGAAGGGAGAGGUAGGAGGCCGUCUCGCCACCGUAACCGUCAAUCACAAUGACUAUGAGUCUGGAGGCUCCAUUAUUCACUCGCUCAACCUCCACAUGCAGGAGUUUGUCAAGCAGCUGGGUUUGAAGUAUCGUCGCAACGUGGCCGGAAAGAUGGCGGUGUUUAACGGCGAAGAGGUGAUUCUGGAGGAGACGGACUGGUACCUGCUCGACCUGUUCCGGCUGUGGUGGCGCUACGGUAUUAGCUUCAUACGUCUGCAGAUGUGGGUGGAGGAGAUUAUGGAGAAGUUUAUGAGGAUCUACAAAUACCAGGCCCACGGCUACGCCUUUAGCUCCGUAGAGGAACUGCUGGACUCUCUCGGCAGCGGCUUCAUCAACAUGACCCGGAGGCCGCUGUCCGAUUCGCUGCUGGAGCUGGGUGUGUCCCAACGCUUCAUUGAUGAGGUUAUCGCACCCGUGAUGAGGAUCAACUACGGACAGAAUGUCAGCAUCCCCGCCUUUGUAGGAGCUGUGUCUUUAGCUGGUGCCCAGAACAACCUGUGGGCGGUGGAAGGAGGCAACAAGCUGGUGUGUUCAGGCCUGCUGAAAAUGGCCAGUGCUAACCUGCUGCAGGCGCAGGUCAACUCCAUCUCUCCCAUCCACUCAGGAGAGGGACUCCAGUACCAGCUGAGCUUCACCACGGCAACAGGGACGGCAUCAGAGCUGUAUGACAUUGUAGUGUUGGCGACGCCUCUACAGGCUAGCGUCGGGUCUGGAGUCCAGUUUCAAGGUUUCACGCCUCCGUUUGAUGAGCUGCCUGGCAGCUAUCACAGCACUGUAGCAACCAUCGUCCAUGGUUACCUCAACACUUCUUUCUUUGGGUUCCCGGAUCCCCGUCUGUUCCCUUUCGCCAGUGUCUUGACGACCGACACACCUGAUCUGUUCUUUAACAGCGUGGCUAGUGUUUGUCCCGUCAACAUCUCAGCAGGGUUCCGGCGUAAGCAGCCGCAGGAGGCUGGAGUCUACAAGGUGUUCUCCCCACAGCUGCUGGAAAAGUCUCAGCUCAAAACGCUAUUCAGGUCGUACUACUCAGUGCAGGUGACGGAGUGGCAGGCCUGCCCUCGCUACAGCAGCAGCCAGCGACUGCCACCUGUGGAGCUGCACCCCAAUCUCUACUACCUCAAUGGGAUUGAGUGGGCUGGUAGUGCCAUGGAGAUGAGCUCAGUGGCUGCCAAAAACAUCGCCCUGCUAGCCUACCACCGCUGGAAUAGACAGACAGACAUGGUGGACCAGAGAGAUCUGGUGCAUAGGAUCAAGACCGAACUAUAACCUGACAAACGAAUGCUAAGACCCCGAUGGGUAAUGUGAUGUAUGUCUGAGUGUAUGGAGUCACCCAACCAAAUUGUAAACUUUUGGGGAUUUUGACCAGUGGCAAGCGGAUUUAGAUGUGCAUUUAUAUAAUAUAACCUUUCGUGAAUGCAUUGAAUUUAUUCAGUCAGUACAGUAAGUUGAACAGAACUUGACCCUGCUGCCUCCUAACUAAACAUAAACAUCAAAAACCAUAAAUCAAGUCAUUAUAUUGGCACCAUUAUAGACUCUGGUCCUGCUCCGCUACCCAAAAGGCCCGUUUCAUUUCACUGAUUCUCUGUGCCACAUAAAAGAGACAUGUUGCAGUUUUGUUUGUGGAUUUAUUGCCAAUGCUAAUUGGCAGUUUCCAUCCAAAAAUGAUGCCGCAAGAACCUUUCCUUUGCCAAGAAAUAAGAAAACCAAGCAAAUGUGGAGAACACCAGCUGGCGUACUGUAUACUGUAUGGACUGUUAGGAGGUGGUGGUGCUGUUAAUGAACACCAUUUAAUAUAAAUACCAGUUUACGGUUUUGGUACUGCUCUUCUUAAACAAAUGUUUCUGUUUCCAAGCCAAGAAAGUGUUUAGAACAAUAAGCUGUUGUACAGUAUGUAACUAAUCACUCAUUUAACUUUGUCAUCUAAUCAAAACCACAGCGCUGCUGCUGCUACUCUCUGUAAAUGUAGGGACUGUUAAUGGACUGGUUGUUGCCACCAAUGAGAUCUCAUUAAAGUAAUCUCAGUAGGAUUUCUGUAAAUUAAUAAUUAUUCACCAACCCAUGGUAGUGGCCACUGGUGCAGUGCUCUAUUGUCCCUUUCAUCAUUAUCUCCCCUUCCUGCUGCUUUUGUUGCAUAAUCCAGCGGAAAUAAUUUUUUUUUCAGGGAAAUGAGCCAGCCGGCUUUCACAGCAGACUGAAUAAGAGCAGAGGACAGAUCCGUGCUGCUGCUGCUGCUGCUGCUGACCACAAAUGUUUCCAUUUUCUCGCAAGCAUUAAAAGCCUCAGUGGGAAAAAAGCUUUUCUGCUGAGGACUUUAAUCAUGCAAAGCACACACGUGAAAAUUUUGGGUUUCACUUUCAGAAUGGGGAAAAUGUUUGUACGAAGACACAAUGAGAAACCGAUGACAGCUGAUUAUCUUCAUGUGACUGUUUGAGUUGUCUUGUUUUCUUAAUUUCUAAUUUAUCUACACUGGAUUUGGGCUGAAGUGGAUUUCUAGAAAACCUUGUGACUCCAAAGGGCUUCAGUUGAUGGAUAAUGUGAUUUCUGUUGUGUGUUGAAAAGUUGCUGAUGACACUGAUUUAAAACACUGUGAUGGCUUCAGAAACAAUGUGAUGGAAACUGUGUAUAUUUUAGUCAUUUUUUGGAAAAUUUCAAAUUCAAAAAAUUGCUUUUUUAGGUAGAACGGUAACAUUUGUAGCUACAGUACUUGUAUGUACAUUUUCUAGUAAAUACACAUCUCAAAUACUAUUUAGACUACUUGUCUAUGUCAGCUGUUCUGAUCUUGAAAACAUGAUCAGAUUAAAGAGCAGUGAGAAGAAUGAGAUCUUAAAUUGGAAUUAUCUGGCAAACUCCUGUAUUUAAGUUCUAAAUGUUCCCGUUCUAAAUGGUGUACAUUGAAUAGUAUAGUCAUAAAGAUGUACUGUAAGUACAUAGUAAAAGUACUGCAAUAAAUUGCCCCUUGGUAUUAGUCAUUA
This is a messenger RNA of Oreochromis aureus, 3240 nucleotides long. Its product is annotated as prenylcysteine oxidase-like. Gene Ontology annotation, biological process: prenylated protein catabolic process; prenylcysteine catabolic process. The record is from RefSeq and is a predicted model, not a curated record. Gene Ontology annotation, molecular function: prenylcysteine oxidase activity. Lineage: Eukaryota; Metazoa; Chordata; Actinopteri; Cichliformes; Cichlidae.